UCUCCCCCCGUUGAGCUGCAGAGGCUGGUGUGAUGUCCGUCUCUAAUCCACCUGCCUGUUAUUACAGCACCAAUGAGCGUGUCCUUAUCCCACCUCUGGACAAAUGUUGCCCAGCAUGGACUAUAAGCGAGAAAAGGAGCAGGAUGCAGAGUGUGAGAAGAUAAGCGCUGUGCUGCUGAAGUCACGGACAGGAGAAUUUGAUUUGGAAUCCAUUCUGUUUUUGAAACUCAGAGUUCUUGGUAUACAUGACCUUGGAUGCAUUGGGGAAUGUGUAAAUUUGGAGAGGCUGGACCUAUUUGGGAACAGUGUCACAAAUAUAGGACCUCUAUCAUCUCUUCGUCUUCUUUCUGUGCUUAAUUUGUCUUCUAACAGAAUCUCUAAUAUAGAGCCACUUCGUAGUUGUGAAAAUUUACAAACUUUAAAUUUAGCUGGUAAUGUCAUAUCCAGCACUGAGAGCCUACAUUGCCUUGUUUCUCUGAAAAAGCUAGAGAACAUACGUCUGAGAGACAACACUUACAAUUACAGUAACCCAGUGUGCAGGAGUGCAUCAUACAGAGCUGUUGUACUCGAGAUGUUCCCGAACAUCAAAGUUCUGGAUGGAGAGAGAGUUGUUGGACGAGGAAGUGAAUUGUACCAGUUAUGCAAAGACAUUGAUGAGACCAUAAAAGCUGGUUCAUACAAGAAUGGGCAGCUCAUUGAACAUCCCGAUUGCAAGCCAUGGGUAGAAGAUGGUUACUGGGAGAUAAAGCGAUCAAACAAUGCCAUUAUUGAAGAAGCCUACAAACAGUUCAAUGAUGUUCUUCAUGAAUGCAGACUCUUGAACAACAGAGCCACACAUGUGAUUUCCCAGACGGAGAGAUCAAUGAGCUUGAAGAAGCAGCCAAAGCAAUACGCCAUCUGAAUUGGGCUAUUUUGUACAAACCUUUUAUGUAACUUUCAGCCGCCUUUUUUGCUUUGUAAUGAUGUACUAUGACAGAUGUACUGUAGCUUUUUUCAAACAACCAUGCUAUAUCCAAAUGCUUUUUAAAUAUCAUUGCCUGACACACGUGCUCUGUGCCGCAGUGUGUAAACUUCGCUGUUACUGUAUUCAUCCUAUGCAUUGGUUAACAGAAUAAAUACGGAGGCAGUUUGAAAACCUUGACCCAUACUGAUGCCCCUCAGUUUGGCUCAUUGAUGUCUUAACUUGCACAAUGUGCAUUUUGUACAAUGCUGUAGCCUGAAGUAAUGCUGAUAGCUAUGCUGCUCAUUAGAAUUUGUAUUGGUCUUUGCUUACAGGGUGUCCUUAAUUUUACGUUGCUGGUUAAUUUAUAGAGUAAAUGUGUCCUGUAUUGUAUGUUUUUGUUGUGCAUAUGCAAAGAUUGACUGAUUGAUUGUUGGCUCUUUCUACCUUUUUUUUUUUUAUUAUUAUUAUAGGAUUUCUCUGUGCAACCAACUUGCUGAAAAUACAUUAUUUAAAAGCCUGUCAAUGUGUAUUUAAUUCUGACUUUAUUUAGAAUAAAUUCAGAUAAGAUGCAUACCACUUUCCGAUCAGAGCAAAUUAUGUAUAUUGUGAUGAAUUUGUUUUUGUAAGUCAUAAGGCAAUCCUACAAAUAAUGCCAUGCUGCCACCUGCUGGUGAUUGUCCAAUACACUUAUAAAUAACCUAACACAGACAUUAGACACGCAUUGGUCAUAUUUGAUAUUUAUCUGCAAUAGAAACGUUGGAAUUUAGUUUACUGCUUUUCCUUGUUGAAGAAAGUAAUUAUUUGAACCACUAUAUACAGGUACGGUCAUCGGUUUGUAUUUUAACAAAUUUUGUUUUUUUUGACAGCCGGAAGUUUGCUUACGUCUUUUCCAGCUUGACAAGUGCCGCCGCCUGCUCCUCAGAGCUCGACCUCGUCUACCUCACGAUCGCAGAAAACAUGUGGAGGUCAACGAUUUUUGUAAGCUGCUUUCAAGCUGAAAAAGGAAGAUAAAAGCUACGAGGAUGAUUAAGAUCAUUUUGGGAGCUGUUUCUGUUGAAGAUAAUUUUCUUGUUAGACCUAACAUAUAGCAACACAUGUCUACUGUCUACAGAUUAUUCAUCUGCUAACAAAGUUUGGUUUUUAUAUCAAUGGCAAGGACAAACUCAAACCACAGCAAGUUAGUUUAGUCUACUUGACUAUGGAACUGCUAACUGUCCUUGCUGUUGCAGCUACAUCACAGCAAUCAGAUGGAGGUUUUUGCAGUUGUCACAUGUCACUUAUAGUGUGGUCUGGGGUCCUAAGGCCCAUUCUUGUGGUGGCCAAAACAAAUUGCUAAAUGUCAUCUCUUCCUCAACAGAACUGUAAACAGAACAAAUCUACAUUUGUUGUUUUUUGUUUUUUUUAUUCAUUGCAGUGAUUUCUGUGCUGGAUUAAUCGGAGGUUUGGGAGUGACGCCAAGUGGAAACAUUGGUGCCCAUGGGGUGGCCAUAUUUGAGUCGGUUCAUGGAACUGCUCCAGAUAUCGCAGGAUAAGAUCUUGCGAACCCCACUGCCCUGCUGCUCAGUGCCAUCAUGAUGCUGCGCCACAUGGGCUUACAUAGCCACGCCCAGAAAAUUGAAACUGCCUGUUUUAACACCAUUCAGAAAAAAAGGGUUCUAACCAAAGACUUGGGAGGAAACUUCAAGUGCUCAGAGUUCACAGAAGCAAUUUGUCAGAGAGUUCGGGACAUGAAGUAAAAGGAGCUUGUGAGGCUUCUUAUAAUAUGUCAGUAUAGUAUCACGUUGCACUGUGUGACUCCAUGUUAAAACUUUUACCCAGAACAUGUAUUUAAAAUUCUGGUGCUUAUAAACUUGAAUGUUUAGAUUGCAGCACCUUACAAAGUAUUGUCUUAACCACAUCAUCAAGAACAUCUGUAUAUAUGACAUGCUAAAUAAGAUUUUUGAGGAUGAUUAUACAUUAAUCUUUAAUGUGUUUAAAACUCACUAUAAAAUAAGCGGGACAGUCAUCAUAAACAUGUCAUAAGUCUUCCAUUAUGGCGCCCAGAGAUUAUGCACUUGAUACUAGUGGGGAAAAAAACAUGCUUCCUUAUGCACAAAACCUUAUCAUUUUGCACAUGGUAUGUUUUUAAACCAAUAGGUGUUGUUAUUCCAAAUUGUAUGAAUGUAUAGAGCACAAUUCCAACAGAAAUGUGAAACUUUAACCUGUUUUUAUUUCAAUCUUGGUGGCUAUUAAAGUUACUUGACAAAAUUUUCAUAUAUCCAA
This is a messenger RNA of Xiphophorus hellerii (green swordtail), 3205 nucleotides long. It is a transcript of the gene lrrc61, whose product is annotated as leucine rich repeat containing 61. NCBI's taxonomy places the organism in Eukaryota, Metazoa, Chordata, Actinopteri, Cyprinodontiformes, Poeciliidae. Gene Ontology annotation, cellular component: cytoplasm. The record is from RefSeq and is a predicted model, not a curated record. The transcript is spliced from 14 exons. Gene Ontology annotation, biological process: outer dynein arm assembly. Gene Ontology annotation, molecular function: protein binding. The coding region runs from base 104 to 901 and encodes 265 amino acids.